AUGGCACUUCCUAGGAGGUCUCCACAUGAUGGGUUGGCCAGGGAGCGCACGCUGCCCGACGAGACAAGGUGGCUCCCAAGCAGAGGGUCCAGGAGCGCUGGCUUCUCCUCUCCUGCACCACCGUUGUCCACCCCUCCUCAUUCCAUGUGGGCAUGGAGCCUCACCCCGACCCCCCCCCCCACUCGAUCCCCACUCCUCCCCACUCGCUCCACGCACACCUCUCUCCCUCCCCCCCGUCUGGAUCGGGGCAGAGCGCCCCAACCCCUUCGCCACGAUGCCGCCGGCCGGCGCCUCCGGCACCCCUCGCCAGCACCCCUUGCCGGCACCCGCCUCUCCGUCUCCUUCCACGCGGCGCCGCCCGACACCGCACCGUCUCCGGUGCCCCGCCUCGUGCUCCGUCCCGCCGCCGCCGCGGCCUGCCGCCUCGACGCGCCGGACCGGUCACCGGAUCUCCGCUGCCUGGGGCUGCCCUCGCCGGACCGCCCCGCCCGCCUCUCCAUCGGCGACCACCCUGAGCCUUCCUCGAACUCGCUGCCACCUCCCUAUGGCUCCGAUAUGGUGCAUCCUUGGAGCCAGAUGCCACCCUGACGGAUAGUACUAGAUGGAGACCGCCGACGAGAGUAGUCAGGAGGUCCCAAGAAGGAGGCCUUGCCUCUUCGAUCGUGUUGCUUUUGUGCUAGCCUUCUUAAGGCAUCCUUGUUUAACUUAUGUAUGUACUCAGAUAUUGUUCCUUCCGCUGACUCUUGUGUAUCGAGCUUGUA
Molecule: messenger RNA, 761 nt
Organism: Triticum aestivum (bread wheat)
Lineage: Eukaryota; Viridiplantae; Streptophyta; Magnoliopsida; Poales; Poaceae
Product: formin-like protein 5
Exons: 3
Coding region: 1-588 (195 amino acids)
Source: RefSeq, a predicted model, not a curated record